UCCGAGUGUUUUGUAUACAAAUGGAGGGAAAUCAGACCUGUUUACAAAACGCAGCUUUACUUCUUCAGCGUUAUAGUGACUUCAGUUCUUGUUUCUGUUUUUUGAUAAAUUUACUUUCUGAAUAUCGUAGAAUGGAUUGAAAGAUGUCAUCUGAACCAGCGCUCGUAAACAGACGCACAGAACUACCCCGUUGCACUUCUCAAUGGACCGAGGAUGACCUGAAAACCCUGCAGAUCGCCGUUGUGCAGUCGAGAGCGUAUAUACCGAGAGAACUGCUCUCGUGCAUUGUGAACGAAACAAUCGAAAGAAGGGUGGCGAGAAUUAAGGACCAUUUGAUGAAGUAUAUGCCGCCUGGUUUGGCCUUGAUUGAUUUUGAUGACUUCUAUUCUGUACAACACGACAAGUGUCGCUCCAUUCUGUACAAUGCUCAGAGUCUCCCGAUGUCCUACAGAUUCAGAGCUGAACCCCUGCAGGAGUUUGCAGAGGACGCCUGGCGACAAUCGUUUCAAGUCCAUGGUGAACUGUUCUGUAAGCAGUUGAUAUACAUGAGCUGGCUACGAGAGACAGGACACUCCAUUACAGAUCACAUGUUUCUGCAGCUGUUUCAACACUUCACAGCCAUGUUUGGCCUUCAUUCAAUAAGUGCCUCUUGUCAGCGACCACAUACUUCUACAGUGUGUGACAUGGAAGUUAGCUCAUCCCCGGACCUGACUUUUUAUGAUCUUCCAAGCUGUGAUAAAGACAACACUAAAUUGUUUGCAGUGUGUCGGGUCCAAAGAAACACAAGAAGAUCUGAAUGUAAUGACAUUCCAUUACAACCAUCAUCAAAAAGGCUUCAUGCAGAGAGACAAAGGGAGAUAACUCAUUUAGAUGCUGAGGUCAUAGGUCAGCAUGGCGGGGACCUCUUGGUUCACUAUGCCUCCAGGUCCUCCAAGCAACAGGGCAUGCUGGGAUUGAUAGUGCAAGGAGCCAAUGUGACAUUUUCCGAGUUCUCUUGUACAGCCAUGGAUUAUGAGGCCCUAGCACGGGGAACUCCAUCAUUUCCCGAGGGCACAGGACCCCAGAUGAAGUUCAGUAAACCUUACAACAUCUUGAGGGCUGAAGACCGCAUCCAUUUGAUUGAACCACUCCUGAAGCUUGGAUUUCUACAGUGCGCAUUGUGAAUUUCACCUUUUUUCAAGAAGUUACUUUUGAGGUUUUGAUGAUUUAUGUACAGAUAUUUACACCAACAUGAAUUAUAUUAAUUCAAAAAGUUGUUACUGAUUGAUUGGAUCUGAUGGUAAUGCUGCUGAUGAUGAAAAAGUGUGUCAUUUGUGACGAUAAUUAACAUGAUGAUGAUGACAGUUAUGAAGAUGUAAAAUAUAGUAUGAUGAACUUA
Molecule: messenger RNA, 1378 nt
Organism: Magallana angulata
Lineage: Eukaryota; Metazoa; Mollusca; Bivalvia; Ostreida; Ostreidae
Exons: 5
Coding region: 144-1163 (339 amino acids)
Source: RefSeq, a predicted model, not a curated record